Messenger RNA from Dermacentor albipictus, 1807 nucleotides. RefSeq names its product A disintegrin and metalloproteinase with thrombospondin motifs like. NCBI's taxonomy places the organism in Eukaryota, Metazoa, Arthropoda, Arachnida, Ixodida, Ixodidae. Gene Ontology annotation, biological process: proteolysis. Gene Ontology annotation, molecular function: metalloendopeptidase activity. The record is from RefSeq and is a predicted model, not a curated record.
CACGUUGAUGAGUACCCUCCAACCUCGUGGCUCUAUUACUUUAACAGGACUUCAGUGCUAUUAUAAGGGAAAGGAAGGCUAUUUGGUACUGCUCCCAAAUGGCGAUGUUAACUCCGGAGAAACGAUGCAGAAACUAGUUGAGUAUGCGGAACAAUACCCGCCAAUGUGGGGAUCGGAUUUGCUGCUCCUGCUUACAGGGAAACCACUGAGUGAAACCACGCAGGAUGGAAAAACAUCUCGUAUACAUGGCGUCGCAAAUUCUGAAGGAGCCUGUGGCCCUAACAAUGUGCUGAUUGUGUCUGACCAAGGCAAGGAUGACCAUACUUCUUUCGCCCUCGCCCACGAAAUAUCACAUGCGAUCGGAGCUGUGCACGAUGGCGAAGGUACCGCUGACAGCUGCUUCGACAUUGGAUACAUAAUGAGCCCAUACAUGAUACCAUCUGCCAAUCUGUCUUACUCUCCUUGCAGCAUUGUCGAUAUUGAGAAGUUCUUGGGUGAAGAAGCAUCUGAUUGCUUAUUUAAAGACACGGGUGAUCCACAGCUCGACGCCAACAGAGCCGCACACUGCACCCGCUUCCUGGCGAAGGGUCAGAAACUGCAACGUACUGAGAUAGACGGAGCAUGCUCGUUCAGUUGCUGCACUGGCCGUAAGUCUUCUUUUCGGCUGCCAGAACGAGAUGGUAAACCCUGCAACAAGUUUGAUGCAUCUCAGAUGUGCAACGACGGAAAUUGCAUAUAACAUUUUAAAUAACUACUGUGUCUCCGGUGGAGGCAUUUUCACCGUAGUAUCUUCUUGAACUUGUUCAGAACGAAUAUAUUUCGAAACUGAAGGCGAAGGAGAUGCUUUCUGCCACACACAAACACUCCCUUUAAGACCUCAAGGACAUAUGUAUAAAGCAAAAUAUUACUUAGUAACCGCCUUUAGAUACAAAGGCAAUAAUUAGCCUCCCAUCUACAUAAAUAAAUGAGCAAAGUUCGUAUAUAACCAUUCUUUGGUGUGGAGUGUCGGAGAAGUUUGAUGGCUAGAGCUGUUCAGGCGUCGAAUGGGCUGCGGGGGAGGCAUUCAGCUGAAAACGGGCGCCCAGAAAACAUGGCGAGACAGAGCACGAACUUUGUAGAAUUGUGGGGUUUUACGUGCCAAAACCACUUUCUGAUUAUGAGGCACGCCGUAGUGGAGGACUCCGGAAAUUUAGACCACCUGGGGUUCUUUAACAUGCACCUAAAUCUAAGUACACGGGUGCUUUUGCAUUCCGCCCCCAUCGAAAUGCGGCCGCCAUGGCCGGGAUUCGAUCCCGCGACCUUGUGCUCAGCAGCCUAACACCAUAGCCACUGAGGAACCACGGCCGGUAGAGCACGGACUUUGGCUUGGGAGCUGUAGAGAGGCUGUGUUCAGUGCUCCGCUGGACGAUCAGAGGACUUCGCGGCGACCUCAUUUCCACUAGAGUCGAGCGACCUCAUUAUGGGCAUUAGACCAUCUGCUGGAAUUAGCACCAUGACUCAGCUUGUGCGGCUAUGGUAAUAAUUGACGAUGAGGCUGCCUGUCAGAUGCAUGCUCAUUUCGCAAAAGCGCAUUUCCAGACAUGGCAAUCAGUAAAUACUGUGAGUGUCUGUAGCGUUAGUGCUGCUGCGCAGAAGCUCUUCUGUUUUCGCAGGAAGAACAAUGCCACAGCAAUAGUUUCGUUUGUUGCGAUUCAUUUUAUUACAGUAACAUAUAGAGUGACAACGGCUGUGUAAACCCACACGUAUUAUACACAGUUCCCUAUCUUAUUACCGCAAAUGACUCUACCUUGUCAGUCGAUAAAUUUGC